This is a messenger RNA of Scleropages formosus (Asian bonytongue), 1252 nucleotides long. Its product is annotated as Golgi-associated plant pathogenesis-related protein 1-like. Gene Ontology annotation, cellular component: extracellular region. NCBI's taxonomy places the organism in Eukaryota, Metazoa, Chordata, Actinopteri, Osteoglossiformes, Osteoglossidae. The transcript is spliced from 6 exons. The coding region runs from base 307 to 993 and encodes 228 amino acids. The record is from RefSeq and is a predicted model, not a curated record.
CUUGCAUGAAGUUUGUUAUAAUUGUAAGAGCUUUUGUUGUUCGAGGAGACUUCAUGAUCUCUGUUGCAAGUGAGGGAGUUUCCCUUUGGCCGAAGUAAAGGAUACCACUAGUGAACCCUUCUGCUGUCAUUUAGUGAUGGCCCAAGGGGCAACCCAAGGAAGAUGCCCUAAGCCACAAUAGAUGGGGAACUUGGAAAAGGCAUUCCCUUGCCUUGAUACUUAAUACUAUUCUGGUCUGUUGCAUGCCGCCAGUUGCUCUUGGUACGUGCCUUAAUCUGCCCUCUUCAUGACGCCGAGAAACUGUCCAUGAAAAGAUUCUCCGGACCUGUCAAAUUCCUAAAAGCAAUUUAUUCCAAAGCAGCAAAGAAAAUGCAUUGUAGACCACAACUUGCAUUGGUUAAACCAAAGCCUAGACCGUUGUCUGGACCACCACCUGGUUUCCACCUUCUCACUGAUUUGUGGCUGGCCUAUCAAGACAGGAACUGUCGAGAUCUCCAUCUCCAUCUCCAUCUCGUCAGGACAAUACCACAGUACACAGCUCGUUGUGAUGCCAGCUUCAAGAAGGAGUUCCUGGAUGCCCACAAUGCGUAUCGCCGGAAGCACAGCGCUCCGGGCUUGACCUUGAGCAGGGAGCUCUGCUCCUCCGCCCAGGAGUGGGCCGACCAGCUCCUCGCAAUGAAGACCAUGCAGCACAGCAGCACCAAGCACGGCGAGAACCUCUACUACGCCUGGAGCUCCACCCCCAAGAAGCUGACGGGGAAGGAGGCAGUGGACAACUGGUACAACGAGAUCAAGGACUACGACUUCAGCAACCCUGGGUUCCACUCCAACACAGGGCACUUCACCCAGGUCGUGUGGAAGGACACGAAGGAAGUUGGAGUUGGGGUCGCCACUGAUGGCCAGACUGUUUUCGUGGUGGGCCAGUAUAGCCCUGCGGGGAACAUCUCCAACGACGGCUUCUUCGAGAAGAACGUGCUGCCAGCAGCAGAAUAAACAGCUGGAAGGGAUGACUAUGGAGGUGCCCCCUACCACACCGAGUCAGCCUGCAGCCUUUUCUAGUGCUCUCGCCUAUCCAAGCUGGGGGAGGGUCAGGCGUCCACACUCCAACAUGGGUGGAGGGGGCUCACCUCUGCUUUUAUAACCAGUUGCCAAAAUGUUUAAUUUUAUGCAGUAUUAAGCUUUGCAUUAUAAGUCUUAACAUAGAGCACACAUAUAUAUGCAAGCAAAAAUGUUGUAUAUGUAAUAUACAGCA